UCGAGAUCAAAUCUAAGAACAGCGGCUCUGUCUCCAGGGUUCAGGAGGCGGUUGCCAUGGAGCCGGCCUGGCGCCAGCAGGGCCGGGGCCGAGGCCGCAGCCAGGAGGCCCAGGGCGAGAGGUCACGACCCCCGCAGGCAGAGAGGCCGGCAGCCGCUGCAGGAGCGUGGGCCCCGGGGCGAGGAGGGAGGGCGAAGAGCACCGCGGCUCCUGAGCCUCCGCGAGAGUCCGUUCAGUCCAAGUUCGAGGAGAUCAAGAAGUCCAACCAGGCCGCUGCUCAGCGACUGGCAGAGACCCGCCUGAGCUCCUCCUCUGAUGAUGACGACGAUGAUGAUGAAGGAGAUGUUGACCAUAAGGAUGGAAAGAGGGGCAAGAUCCUGGCGUCGACCUUCACCACCUACACUGACCAGACAGGUGGCGAUGGCUCAGGGCUUCUCAGGACGGGUCAGUACGUCAGUGACCUGUUUCAAUCCGGAGCUCUCACCUGCCUCAUCUGCAUCGGCUCCGUCAAGAGGACGCAGGCGGUGUGGAGCUGCGCCAGCUGUUUCUCCCUCUUCCACCUGCCCUGUAUUCAGAAAUGGGCCAGAGACUCGGCCUUUCUCGUCUCCUCCGUCACUGAUGAAGACUUCGGUCAGAAGAAGCAUCCCUGGCCCUGUCCAAAGUGUCGAGCUGAAUAUCCACCCAGCGCCACGCCCAACAGGUACAUGUGUUACUGUGGGAAGCUGCAGGAUCCUCCAGCUGACCCCUGGUUGGUUCCUCACUCCUGUGGCUCCAUCUGUCAGAAGGAACUUAAACCCGCCUGUGGACACACCUGUCUGCUGCUCUGUCACCCCGGUCCGUGCCCGCCCUGCCCAAAGAUGGUGCCAGUUUCCUGUAUGUGUUGCAAAUCAAAGCCCCUCCCCCGUCGCUGUAGCAACAAAGCCUGGUCCUGUCAGAAGCAGUGUGGCAGGUUACUGCCCUGUAAACAACACACCUGUACACAGCCCUGUCACACAGAGUGUUCUCCAUGUCCUAGAGUCAGCGUUCAGAAGUGUAUGUGUGGUAGAGAGAAGGCAGAGAGGCCAUGUGCCAGCCCUGAGUGGAACUGUCAGCAGGUAUGUGGUUCUGUCCUCUCCUGUGGGAAUCACACCUGUGAGCUCUUGUGUCACGACAGAGUCUGUCCUCCAUGUCCCCGCUCCAUCAGCAGAUGCUGUCCCUGCGGCAAGACCAAGUCAUCUCUGCCAUGCACAGAGGAAGUGUCUCUGUGCGGCGACACAUGUGACCGACGUCUGUCAUGUGGAAAACACACCUGUUCAAUGAGGUGUCACCGAGGGAGCUGCGAGACCUGCAGACAGGAGGUGGAGAAGGAGUGCAGGUGUGGUAAAUACAGGAAGUUGAUGCCGUGUCAUAAAGAAUAUCUGUGCGACUCCAAAUGUCCCAAAACCAGAAGCUGCCAGCGACACCAGUGUAGGAGAAAGUGUUGCCCCGGUAACUGCCCCCCCUGUGACCUGAGCUGCGGGCGAACUCUGGGGUGUCGAAACCACAAGUGUCCCUCUGUGUGUCACCAAGGGAGCUGUUAUCCGUGUCCAGAGUCGGUGGAGGUCCCGUGCACGUGUUCCUUAACUGUUCUGGUCGUCCCCUGUGGUCGAGAGAGGAGCACCAAACCACCUCGCUGCAAAGAGCUCUGCGGGUGUCCUCCGUCCUGUCACCACCCGACCAGAGAGACGCACCGCUGCCACCCCGCGACCUGCCCCCCCUGCAGGCAGCACUGCCUGCUGCCGCUGCCCAGGUGCAGCCACACCUGUCCGCAGCCCUGCCAUGACAUGGUGCUGGUCAAGUCCCAGCAGGUGAAGUUAGCAGGUCCGUGGGAGCAGCCGUCUGAACCUGCGUUUGUGAAGAAAGCUCUGCCCUGUCCACCAUGUCAAGUCCCAAUACCAACGUCCUGUUUUGGGAAACAUGAGGUCAGUCCGGUGCCGUGUCAUCGUCGGGGUCCUUUCUCCUGUAAACGACUUUGCGAACGACCUUUGACCUGUGGCAACCACGACUGCAGCAGGUGUCAUGUAGUUACCGAGCGCAACAAGUGUGAGGUGUGUGACGAGGACUGUUUGAAACCCCGCCCCCCAGGCUGUCCCCACCCCUGCACACGCCACUGUCAUCCGGGCGACUGCCCUCCCUGUGGUCAGAUGAUCCGCCAACGCUGCCACUGCAAGAUCAGCAUGCUCUACGUGGAGUGCACGAAGUUGAUGUCGGCUGAUGAAAAGACAAAGGUGGAGCUGAGCUCCUGCAACAACCAGUGUCCUAAAGAGCUGAACUGUGGUCAUCGCUGUAAGCAGGUGUGUCAUCCAGGUGUGUGUGAGGAGAAAUGUCAGCAGAAGGUGAAGCUGCGGUGUCCCUGCAAGAGGAUCAAGAAGGAGCUCCUGUGUUCUCUGUCCACUCAGUGUGAUGUUCAGUGUGACGACGCCUGCAGAGACCAGCAGAUGAGAGUUAGCCAGCUGAAGGAGGCGGAGCAGAGAGUGGCUCAGGAGGAGGAGCAGAAGAAACUUCAGGAGGAGCUCGAGGCAUUUGAGAAGCGUCAGCAGCGAGGAGGUCGGCGGAGUAAGAAGCGGGGGAGGAGAGAGGAGGUGGACGACGAGCAGGGGAGGGUGGGGAGGUGGUGGAGGAGGUGCGCCGCCAUCGUCCUCGUCCCAGUGGGCGGAGCUUUGCUGUCCGCCGCCGCCUACUACCUCCUCACCACGGCGUGAGCUGACACGUGAACACACAUGUUGACGGGAACAUGUGAGCACAUGGCUGCCUCUCUCCGAACUUUCUCUUUUCAUUCUUUUGUCUCAUCUACUUGUUUUUCUGUCGUCUUUUACUCUUUGUUUGAUUCUUCUUUCUUUUAUUAAACAGUUUUUUUGAAAAUGUAUGUAUAAUCCCUGACGUAAACAACCACAAUUAGGGCUGAAAUUUAAGAUCAUUUAAAUUUUUGAAUAAUCGGAUUAUUUUUUCCAGUAUUAAAUGAGCUGACAGUAAAUGAGGAAAAAUGUUUUUUUAUGAAUUUUAUAAUUUUCCAUCGUACGUUGAGUUUCACCUCAGUUUGAGAACAUUUCACUGAUUUAGAUGAAAAGCUGAAGAAGGAGAAAUCAACAUUUCAAUCAACAUAAAAAAUCUUAAAACAACGAACGGAACAUUUUGCUUCGAGUUUGUUAACUGUUAAAGUUAUUUUCGGAUUAACGCUUAUAUUCUACAUCAAAAUGUAUCUUUUAUUCAAUAUUAUUGAUGUUUUCAUCUUCUGUAUGUUUCAAAAAUUGUUUAAAAAAUGUGUUUAUGGGUCAUAACCUGUCAUCAAUUUCUUCACGGACGUGGAGAAAUCAAGUGUCUUGAUUUGUUAAGUGAGUGUAAAAAAAAUAUUGACGCUAUUUGAUGUGAAGACGUCUCCGCUAAUAAUGUCAGAAACUUUAAACACGUCUUUUACUUUGGUGCUGAAACAUUUAACAGAUGUUAGAACGUUUAAAUAUAAUUUGUCUUUUUGUUUUUUAUGAAAAUAAACGUAUAAAACUGUCGUAGUUUUGUGAUUUUACGAUUUCUGUCCCACAGCUGAGAGUUAAAGUUGAACUUCUUUAAUUACGUUACUACUCGAUGAUAAUGAGAUUUGUUUACAGGAGUGAACAGACAGGGGGCGCUGUUCCUCCAGAGCUAGCUGUUAGACAAUGGACUGAUGCAAACAGAAAGUUUUCAAACUGGAGUUAUUUAAUAUACUGUUUUUUAAAGUAAGAAUAAUUCUGUAGGAACGAGCUGAGAAAACCCACAUCCCAUGUCAUUCGUGAUUUGACACAAUAAAACUUUCUUGAAUCCA
Hippoglossus stenolepis (Pacific halibut) is the source of this 3814-nucleotide messenger RNA. It is a transcript of the gene nfxl1, whose product is annotated as nuclear transcription factor, X-box binding-like 1. The record is from RefSeq and is a predicted model, not a curated record. Gene Ontology annotation, cellular component: nucleus. Gene Ontology annotation, biological process: regulation of DNA-templated transcription. Gene Ontology annotation, molecular function: zinc ion binding; RNA polymerase II transcription regulatory region sequence-specific DNA binding; DNA-binding transcription factor activity, RNA polymerase II-specific. Lineage: Eukaryota; Metazoa; Chordata; Actinopteri; Pleuronectiformes; Pleuronectidae.